Messenger RNA from Coffea eugenioides, 358 nucleotides. Its product is annotated as protein qua-1. The annotation marks the transcript as partial. The transcript has a single exon. The record is from RefSeq and is a predicted model, not a curated record. NCBI's taxonomy places the organism in Eukaryota, Viridiplantae, Streptophyta, Magnoliopsida, Gentianales, Rubiaceae.
UUCGAGGAGGAAAAUGGCAAGGACCCGAGUGGUGAAAACGCCAGGAAAGGCACCGGAGCUUCUAUUGCGUCCGGAUUUGGAGGGCUUGGGCUUGAAGGAAUUGUGGGCAAGGAGGACUCGCUUGGAGAAAGCUCUGAACCACCUGGAGAAGGAAACAGAGGAGUAAUGUCUGGAGAUAAGGCUGGCGGCGAAGCCAAAGGUGCAUCUGGCAACAAUGCUGGAGCAGCUGAAAUUGUGGAGGUUGAUAACUGUGGCUGAUCAGGUAGAGUUGUUGAUACGAAGGCCAACAUCAAAGAUGGGCUUGCCAUGAAAAUCAAAAACUGGAUAAAAAGGGGCCAGAUGGCAGCCAUUAAUGAUA